Messenger RNA from Diaporthe citri, 2259 nucleotides. RefSeq lists its product as uncharacterized. The transcript has 7 exons. NCBI's taxonomy places the organism in Eukaryota, Fungi, Ascomycota, Sordariomycetes, Diaporthales, Diaporthaceae. Gene Ontology annotation, biological process: transmembrane transport. The coding region runs from base 1 to 2259 and encodes 752 amino acids. The record is from RefSeq and is a predicted model, not a curated record. Gene Ontology annotation, molecular function: oligopeptide transmembrane transporter activity; oxidoreductase activity; metal ion binding.
AUGGACGCUUACUCCCCUCCUCGCUGGUCCACAUCAUACGCCAUGUAUUUCUUCUUUGGCUUCGCCGCAUCUACCGGCGCCUUGGCUUACUCGAUCCUCUGGUACGGAAAGGACUCGUACAAGGCCCUCCGCGACGCGCUGAAGAAUGUCCGAGACGACUACAACGAUCCAUACCUGAAGCUCAUGAGCCGUUGUAUCUACGGUGCGGAUAUGGGUCUGCCAUGGUGGGGAUUCGUCGUCAUCACGCUCGUCUCGGUCAUUUGCACUUUUCCGAACGGUAUUCUCUGGGGUGUUGCCAAUGUUCAGGUCGGCAUGGCCUUUCUCUCAGAGCUCAUGGCUGGCGCCAUGUUCCCGGGGAACCCGACGGCUGUCCUCACGUGCAUGACGCAUGGACGCCAGAUCCUGGAGCAGAAUUUGAAUCUAACUUCCGACUACAAGUUUGGGUUUUACAUGAAGAUCCCAGAGAAGGAGAUGUUCUGGGGCCAAGUCUAUGGAACUCUUCUUGGACCAUUCGUCAACUACGGUAUCAUGCGUCUUGUGACAGAUCGUAUUGGCAAGGAGACCCUCACUGGGAAGAUGGACUCGAACGCAUGGCUCGCCCUGAAGACGAAGAGCUGCUACCCUCUCUCAGUGCUCUGGGGUGUCCUGGGCCCCAAGGUGCUCUUCGAUAAAGGCUCCCCUUACAGUUGGAUCUACUACUCCUUCCUCAUCGGCCCUGCUCUGGUGACCAUCACCUAUGUCGUUCACAAGUACAAGCCCGGCUGGAGUAUCGAGACACGCUGCAACAUGGCAAUGAUUCUCUACGGCGGCACCAUCUUCCCUGUCUAUGAGACCACGAACCUCAUGACAUCUGCUCUGCUUUCUCUGGUGUUUAUGGGCUACAUCCUUCGGGUGCACCCUGUGUGGUUCCGGAAGUACAACUACCUGCUGGGGACUGGUCUCGACCGCGGAACGCAGGUCUGCGCCACCAUCAUCAUGUUCGCUAUCGAUUUGCCAGCUGAGAGCACAGAACGCUUCGACCCUGACAAGGAGUUCCCGAUCAUCACUCAUGGGCUGCCUUAUCCGGAAGCCUGCGCAAAGCACCUGGCCACGACUCUCAACAGCCUCAAGCCGUUCCUGGUGAUAUCUGAGUCGCUCAGCAAGACGACAGACGUCGUCGAGAGGCUUAAUUCGUCUCUGAACAGCGGUAAUGUCAGGGUCGUCGGGACUCAUAUCGGCAUGCGACCGCACACGUACUACUCCGAAGUCCUGCAUGUAUUGCACGAGGUGAAAGACUCGGGGGCAGACGCCAUCGUCACCGUUGGAGGCGGAAGUCUCAUCGAUGGGGCCAAGGCCGUCUCUUUUGCUCUGGCGAACGGCGUCAACAACAUUGAUGAAAUGGACCUCCUCUUCCGGACCAGCCUUGCACUCAGGUACAACAAACCCAUGCCUGAAAAUGCUCCGAAGACAGUCCAUAAUUCUGUCGUUCCUGUCGUGUCCGUCACUACGACCCUCAGCGCCGGCGAGUUCAACCCACCGGGUGGCGCAACCAACGAUGCCACGCAUCACAAGCAGAUUUUCCAGAACCCGGGAAGGGUAGGCAUAUCUGUCAUUGUUAUGGACGCUGCCCUCACACGGACAACUCCGCAGAAAGUGUGGCUUUCCACCGGUCUGAGGGCCGUGGACCACUGCGUAGAGACAAUUUGCAGCUCGAAUCCCAACCCUGAUGGUACAAGGCAUUCGCUCAGGGGACUCAAGCUGCUACUCCCAGGCCUGCUGAGGACAAAGCAGGAGCCGAACGACCUUGACGCUCGGUUGAGAUGCCAGCUGGGUGCGGCAGAGAGUAUGCGCGCGGCGAACCUCUAUGGAGUCAAAGUCGGCGGCUCGCACGGGAUCGGGCACCAGCUCGGCCCCAUGGGCGUCCCCCACGCCGAAACGACGUGCAUAUGUCUCCCCGCCGUGCAGAAGUUCAACGCAAAGAUCAACGCGCAGCAGCAGACCCUCGUGGUAGACGCCUUCUGGCACGACCCAGACGUCGCAGCCGCGCUCACCAAGCACUCGCUUGUGAGGGGGCAGGCUGACCUGGGCGACGCCCUGGACGCGGUGAUCCGUGAGCUGGGCUUCCCAAGAACCCUGCGGGAGUACGGCAUAGGGAGGGACAAACUCGAGGCCGUCGCCGAGAGCAGCCUUAAGGACCCCUGCUGCCAGUUCAACGCGAUCCCUCUGGAGAGGAAGGAGCAGGUGCUGGAGAUCCUGGAGAUGUGUUUGGGUGACCAGUGA